AUGAACAGCCUGAAGCUAUUUUUGUUCUUUGGACUUUUUGCAGCUGUGAUCUGCAAGUACGAAGGUGAGAAUAAUAGCAAAAUGAAUAAUAAUAAUAAUAACAAAAGAGGUAAUGAUCAUGAUAGUAAAGAUGAUGAUGACGAUGAUGAUGGUGGCCAUGAAGAUGACCACAACCACAAAAACAAUAACAAUAAUAAUUAUAAUAAAAUUAUUAAAACCACAACUCGAAAAAUCUUCGUGAAAACCACCACUACAAAACCAAAGAACGUCGUCACUACAAAAACAACUACCGUUAAUAAAAUAAGCUCAACCACGAAAGCCACUACCACCAAAAAAGCGACAACCUCCACCACGGCGACCACACCAGCUACUCCUGGAUACAACUGCGAAGACAAAAACCCCUGCACACCCGAAAACGCUCUCCAAAACAAAUUUCACUUUUCACUUGAAAAUGACAAAACUAAAUUUGUCCAAUGUUCCCAGUGGGGUCAGUGUUUUGUGAUGCCUUGUUCUCCAGACCUUGUUUGGAAUGAGGCUUUUUCGACAUGCACCUUGCCUGCAAACUAA
Molecule: messenger RNA, 567 nt
Organism: Helobdella robusta
Lineage: Eukaryota; Metazoa; Annelida; Clitellata; Rhynchobdellida; Glossiphoniidae
Exons: 2
Coding region: 1-567 (188 amino acids)
Cellular component (GO): extracellular region
Molecular function (GO): chitin binding
Source: RefSeq, a predicted model, not a curated record